This is a messenger RNA of Parascedosporium putredinis, 2073 nucleotides long. The record is from the annotation of a GenBank genome assembly. NCBI's taxonomy places the organism in Eukaryota, Fungi, Ascomycota, Sordariomycetes, Microascales, Microascaceae.
AUGGCUGAAGCUUCUGGGAGCGCUUCCCUGACCGGGAAGCCCAUCCAGUUUGUCCCCAACUCGUCCGAGAUCGAGCUCCCGUUUUAUUCGGCGCUCUUUGCCUCCAAGUUAGACCACGACAAGCUCGACGACUCGGCCCGCCAGGUUCUGGGCCUGUAUGAACCUCGCGCGAUCGAGCCCGAGGACAGCUGCAAGCUUCAGGUUUUAGGAAAUGCCUUGACUAGCACUCAGGGUGCCCUCGGAACGAUUCGCGCAGAUGGAAUCAUCAAAAACACAAACACGAUGGAGGAGUUUAAAAACCUUGACAAGCCGACCAUGAUAAGAAAUGCGGGUCGACAAAUUUGGGACGCGAUCAAGGACGGAUCCAUCUACUCGAUUCCGUCGCUCCUCUCGUCAUUUAACAUUAUUUCGUACGCCGACUUAAAGAAAUACCAGUUCACGUACUGGUUCGCGUUUCCCGCCCUGCAUUCUUCGUGGGUUCAUACCGAAGAGCCUUCGCGUCUGACAGCGAACGAGAGCACGGCUCUGGUUGACAAGGUCGGCACCUGGCGGUACAGCGUCGACAAUAGAGAACAUGGCUACUUCCUCGCAAAGAAGGUUGCCCGACCAGUGGAUGAGUCACCGGAGGACAGGACUGAUAGCCUCAGCUUUGCCUGGAAGAUUGGUUCGCUGCGAGAGUACGAGGCUGGAAACUCGGAAAAGUCCUUCUUCGACAAUGUUCCUGAGAAGGACCGUUAUAUCUGCUUCGUAGACCCCUCAACCUACACCCACAACCCAGGCUGGCAGCUGCGAAACUUGCUAGUGCUCAUUCAACAGCGCUUCAAGCUUAGCCAGGCCCAAAUCCUCUGCUAUCGAGAUGUCCAGGCUCGCCGCCACGAGGCGCGCAGUGUUAUUUUGCCCAUCAAGCAGGCUGAGGGUUCCGUUGUUGAAUACGCCGAGGGAGAAAUGCCCAAGGUCACGGGCUGGGAGCGGAACGGAAAGGCGCUGAGGGCCAAGCAGGCCAACUUGGCUGAGUACAUGGACCCGGCGAGGCUCGCGGACCAGUCGGUCGACCUAAACCUGAAGCUUAUGAAGUGGCGAAUCGCUCCGGACCUCAACCUGGAUAUCAUCAAGAACACGAAAUGCCUUCUCCUCGGUUCGGGAACGCUCGGUAGCUAUGUUUCGCGGAAUCUAAUGGGUUGGGGCGUUCGACAGAUCACCUUUGUCGAUUACGGCAAGGUUUCGUUCUCGAACCCCGUGCGUCAGCCUCUGUUCGAGUUCAAAGAUUGUCUCGGCGGAGGUGCUCCCAAGGCGACUCGGGCCGCCGAGGCCCUCAAGCAAAUUUACCCCGGUGUCGAGACCGAGGGCCACGUUCUCACCGUGCCCAUGCUGGGCCAUCCAUUUGCGGACGAUGGGAAGCAGACCAAGGCAGAUUUCGAAAAACUCCAGGCGCUCAUCGAUGCUCACGAUGCCAUCUUCCUCUUGAUGGAUACACGCGAGUCACGAUGGCUGCCCACGGUCAUGGGUAAGGCAGGCAACAAAGCUGUUUUGACGGCGGCUUUGGGCUUUGACUCAUACGUCGUGAUGCGCCAUGGCGCAGAGGAAAAUGUCGAGGGAGAGUCUAUGAAGGAUCAAACCCUUGACCAGCAGUGUACCGUUACCCGUCCCGGCGUCGCCGCCAUCGCAUCCGCACUCGCCGUCGAGCUCCUCACCAGCAUUCUCCAGCACCCUCUAGCCCAUCGCGCUCCCGCCCCGCGCGUGACUCCUGGCUCCAUCCCAGAACGCGAUCCUCCCGAGCACCCGCUUGGCCUUGUGCCUCACCAAAUCCGGGGCUACGUAUCGACCUUCCAGACUCUCAACAUUCAGGGUCAUGCCUAUCCUAAUUGCAGCGCCUGUAGCCAACCCGUUCUCGAUGCCUACCGUCGGGAUGGGUGGGAGUUCGUAAAGCGGGCCCUCCUCGACAAGGAGUACAUCACUGAACUGUCGGGCCUAGCAGAGAUCCAGCGUCAGGCUGAACUCGCGGCCGCCGAUCUCGACUGGGAUGAGGAAGAGGGAGAAGGUGGCGAGGACGAAGGCGAGGGUGAGCUGCUUUAG